ACUCUCGCCGUUCCUCGACAAAACCGAGACAGCAUCCACGCCGAGGAUCAGCUGGCUGUGCUGCGGGUUUUCCUAACGCUUCAUACAAGUACCCUUGAAGUCGCUCCGAUUGCCUUUAGUGGCGGCUCUUGAGCGGCGGCACAAGAGACUCUCGGGGUAAAACCGACUCAACUCAAGCGACACCCUGCUGAAGACUCAGACUUAAGAAAAAUGAAGGCAAAUGAUGACCUGCAGCUUAAUAUCACAAAUUCUUAUGGGUGAAACACAAGCUUUUUUUAGAGAGUAAUUUCCUGGCUUCUAUUUCUACAUGCCUGCUGCGAUUCUUGGUCAGUAUGUCACUAUCAGACUGCAAAAAUGGGAGCAACACUCCAAGGCCCCACAGUUACAGCCUUCAUAGCUUGCCCAUUGCUGACACCCAUGGAAAAAGGCCUGUCCAGACAUUCCUGGACUUCAGGGACACGAAUGUGCCUGAAAAUCUGGACCUUAAACAUGUUCCUAUGUUGUUAUUCACAAACCUGCAGCGCAUCUCGAAAGUCAAAGUGGUUAGCUUCCUCCUGGGCUUGACACUGACCUUUCUCAUCAUGGCUUCUUAUGUGUUAAUGUGGGAUAAGAAAGGACUUUUGUUCACUCCCUCACCAUAUCAGCUCAGACCUGCAGCCAUCCCAACCAGCACAGCUGCAGCUAGGGCUUCUUCUAAAAAGAACUUAGUAAACAUGAAAGUGCUUGUAAGGGUCAUCAGCUCCACACAGGAACGCACACCCAGGAAAGUGCCUGAUGACAAGGACGUCAUUGAAACAGACUCCCACUUGUUUUCAGUAAUACCUCAUCAUUUUUUGCCCGGCAUCAAGAGCCCAUGCUGGUACGAGGAGUUUUCCAGUAAGCCUGGCAUUGACCCAUACAGGAGGAACCUCUUCACGCUGCACUCAAAGUCUUUCAAGACUGUGUGUGACCGACUGAGGGCCAAUUUUAACCAGCAUUUAUACCACAGAGAUGGGAAAGACUUUCGUCUGCGGUGCCUGCCAUACUUUUACAUCAUUGGUCAACCAAAGUGUGGCACGACUGACUUGUUUCACAGACUGCUGCUUCAUCCAGAAGUCAGAUUCAACAUAAUGAAAGAGCCACACUGGUGGACCAGGAAACGGUUUGGUUAUAUUCGUUUCAAAGAUGGCUUCCAGGAAAGUUUCCCUGUGGAAGAUUACCUGGAUCUGUUUGACUUGGCGGCCCACAACAUCCAAGAAGGAAUCACUGGAAAUUCAUCUGGACACCACCGUGCACUCCAGCUCAUAACAGGUGAAGCCAGUGCAUCUACUAUGUGGGACAACCAAGCCUGGAGCUAUCUCCAUCCAGACAAGGAGGAGACAGAGCCCCCCUUCUUGGCCCAGGACUUUAUCCACGCAGUUCAACCUGAUGCCAAAAUCAUCAUCAUGCUCAGAGAUCCAGUAGAGAGGCUCUAUUCAGACUACUUGUAUUUUAAGAUGGCCAACAAGUCAGCAGAGGACUUCCAUCAGAAGGUCACAGAAUCUGUACAGCUGUUUCAGUCCUGUGUCUCCGAACGGUCACUUCGUUCCUGCGUCUACAACACCAGCCUCUCCAACAACAUGCCAGUGAGAUUAAAUCUCGGGGUGUACAUUGUCUUCUUAUUGGACUGGCUAACAGUUUUCAAUAAGGAGCAAAUCCUAGUUCUUCGACUGGAGGACUACGCAGCAAACCUUAAAGAGACAAUCAAGAAAGUCUUUGAUUUUCUGAGUGUAGGUCCUCUGUCAGAGCAGGCAGAGGCAGCACUGACUAAACGGCCCAUGUCCAACACUCGGCGGGUGGAAGACAGGAAUCUUGGCCCUAUGUUUCCAGCCACCAAAGACCUCCUCAGGAGAUUUCACCAACCCUUCAACCAUAAACUGGGCAAUCUGCUGAACAACAAGGGCUUUCUCUGGAGUAACACCUGAAGGAGCAUGAGCACUGAUGAAAUGUGGACAGAUGUGAAUGAACAAUCAGAGCAAAAAGCUAAAAGUAGGAAUGCCUGUUAUAAGAAAUUGAUGUGUAUGAAGCUCUAAAUCAGUUGUAUGGGUCUUGUUUGAGAUAUUUAUUUGCUUU
Archocentrus centrarchus (flier cichlid) is the source of this 2091-nucleotide messenger RNA. Its product is annotated as carbohydrate sulfotransferase 15-like. The transcript is spliced from 8 exons. Gene Ontology annotation, biological process: hexose biosynthetic process. Bases 333 to 1943 code for a protein of 536 amino acids. Gene Ontology annotation, molecular function: N-acetylgalactosamine 4-sulfate 6-O-sulfotransferase activity. NCBI's taxonomy places the organism in Eukaryota, Metazoa, Chordata, Actinopteri, Cichliformes, Cichlidae. The record is from RefSeq and is a predicted model, not a curated record.